UCCGGGGACGUAGAGGAGCCCACCCCCUCCCUCCUGCUGCAGCAUCAUCUCGUCCGGCGGACAGGCGGACGGGCAGACAGACAGGUGAAGCUCCUCCCGCAGACAGACAGGUGGAAAGACAGACAGGUGGAGCUCCUCCCGUUGCAGUUAUGUCGGUGUCGCCGGGCCUUGCCGACCUCUCCCGCCUCUACCAGACGGAGUUCGUUCGGAGUGCCCGGGCCGUUGGCGUCCUCUGGGCCGUCUGCACGCUCUGCUUCGCCAUCAUCCAGGUGGUUAUCCUGGUGCAGCCAUCCUGGAUCUGCACCACAGACAUCCGCCCACAGCAGGUGGGGCCAGACCCACCCAGUGGCACCCUAGGACUGUUUGAGGUGUGUAUGGAGUCGGACUGGCCGGUCCCAGACUGUCGUGGUGGGCUGUCCAGUCUGUCUCCGCUGCCGUCCUUCCAGUCGGUGGCGGUGUUGGUCGGGGUGUCUCUGUGGGCGGUGUGGACCAGUGUCCUCUGUCUCUGUCUCUUCAGGUUCUGCGGUGCCGCGACAGUUUACAAAAUCUGUGCCUGGCUGCAGCUGACUGCAGGUUUUUGUCUGGCGCUGGCGUGUCUUCUGUUUCCAGACUCGUGGGAGAGUCCAGAGAUGAAAGCUCUGUGCGGUGACUCGGUGGGCAGCUUCUCUCCAGGUAACUGCUCAGUUCACUGGGCCUACAUUCUGGCCAUCCUGGGGGUUGUUGAUUAUGCCAUCUUGGCCACGCUGGCCUUUGUUCUCGCCAACAGACAGGACGCCCUCCUGCCACCAGACACCCAGGAAGUGACCACAGGUCUGCUGAUGACAGCAUGAAUCACCAGGGAUGUUUGGUCUUCAUUUCUUCAACUCUGCCUGAUCUCUUCAUCCUCCAUUAUCAUCAUCUGUUUCUACAUUUCAUGGUACAACUGUCUCCUUCAGCUGCAAUCAUUCAUGGCUGCAUGAUGUUUCCAGGAGAAGUUACUUAGUGUUGAACAAUGAAAUCUAACAUCAGGAGGAAAGAGCUGCUGCAGUUUGCGAGUUUGGUGCUCAGGACAGUCGGUUGCUGAUCCAUCGGAAGAAAAAUGGUGAGAAAAUGAGCGAGAUGAAAUCAAUUAGAGGAACGCUAAGCCCGUUUCAGACCUGCACUUUUUUUUAUCUUCAUGCUCACAUCAGCGUGCUCAGUGUCGGUGUCAGAGGUCGGUUGGACCGACUUGGCAUACUACAUCCUGGUUGGACCAUUGUGUUACAAUUAAGAGGGUUAAGCGAAAUGUCAAAAAAGUAACUUAAAGGGCCAAAUUGUAUGUUAUUUUGGACAUCAAUUCGCGGACCAGAAGUGGGCGGGGCUGGAAGCGGCCCGCGGGCCGCAAGUUUGGACACCCCUGGCCUAGAGUUAACAUGUUAAAUCAGGUUAGUAUGCAUGCUAACAUCUUUUUAAAUGCACUGACAUUUCAAAGCGAAACAUGAAUGCACACCAUUGGAAAACUCUUUCCAUCCAGACCGACUUCGCUUUAAUAUGAAAUUCUUUAUACUAUCGCUAUUAGUUUUAUUUAUUUAUUUUUGCUAUCAUCACAUCUGUUAUCUGUUACAGUUUAAAAAUCAAUAUGAGGUCUCUGCAGGUCUAACUAAACCUGGAAGAACCCAGAAGAACCCAAAGGGGGACCUUUCUUCAGUACUUCUAUUUAAAUAUUUGAGGUUACAGUGUUACGUGAUCAGUGUAAACAUAUAAAAAAGCAAUCCUUCUGACCUAAAGCCCAUCUUUAGAUUGCUCUAAAUGCUAUGUUCCUAACUUUCAGUACCAAGUACAGGCAGUAGAACUUCAAAAGGAACGGGUGCUGCCCAUCAAGAGGCUUCCAGAGCGUGACCAAUCAGAUUGAAGCUUUAAGGAGGGUAGCCUUCAAGAGUUUCAGACAUUAGCAGAACUAAGGGUUGGCAUAAUCAUUUUUUGAACCAUGAAACAUACAGAUCUGUAUAGAAGUUUGUUUCUGCCACUGAUUUAUUUAUUUUUUUCUCAUUUGUAAAUCAAAAUAUCUGGCUAUUGUCUCAAACUUUUGGAUUAUUAUCUUAAAAUUGAUUUACAAACUCGAAAUUGGGCCUGGGUUAGAAUUGGUUUGAGACUUACUAACUAGAAAGGCUGCAAAAAUAACUUGAAACUGACCAAAAAAAUUUAGAAAUGGCUUUCAAAAAUUUGACCCAAGUCAAAGUGUUAAAAAAUUUGGCCUUAUGGAUGGCAGUUUUUUUUUUUUUCCAGUAACAGAAACAAGCUUCUGUAAACAAAUCCUUUGUCUCCCUUUAUAAAGCAUUGUCCAUGGGUUUGCAAAUGACUUUCUUUCUUCAGAAAACAAGUACUUCUCUGCAAACUUCGAGGUGAAAGUGUGGCCCAGGAGUGAGGAGCUCACUUCUUAUGUUACACAUUAUUAAACUAACCUUAAAUGUAGAUUAUUUGGACUCACUUGGCAGUUAAAUCAGUGCUCUGAAGUCCUUUGAAAAUCUAUGCCACAAAUCUGUGUGAAUGGUUUAUAGACCAAGAGAACUGAUUCACACAGCUUUUUCAAUAAGCUGAACCUUUGGGGACUCUGUUAAAGUUACUCGUGUGGAGUCCCAGGUGGAAAUAUGGAGCUGCGAAUGAGCAGAAUAGGCCCAGUUGAAUAUUAAAGUCAUUACAGGUCACUUAAAUGGAUUCAGGUCUGAAGAGGGCUUAAAAAAAGAUGAAGAAGGGUUGCUCUGAUAGUAUGGUGGCUCUGAAGAUCAGUGGGCCCAUUUUGUAUAAAAUCAUCCUGUCAUUUUCCAGAGUUCAUUGAGUAAAACAUCUUAAAGGAAUUGUUCGAUAUUUUUAUUGCUCUACAUCGUUUUAAUCUAAGUGGUUAGCCUAGCUUAGCACAAUGCUAGAAGCAGGGAGAAACUGUGAGCUAGCAUAGCCUGCUUUAUGUUAAAUAUGUCCCUGUGGCUUUUAAUAGUAGUGUAUUCAGCAUGAAGAAAUGUCUUAUUUACACUGUAUAUCAUAUUACCAAGCAGUUAGCCAUCAGGAGUCAGAGUGAAGUUAGUAUUAGCUUUAAGAUAAACUCCUGAUGUUUAGCUAGGUUAGCCUGCUUAGCGUUAGCUUCAAGUUCAUUUAGAUUUGUGUUAGCUUAACGUGUUUAAAUGAAUCGCCCCAAGGGGAUAAAUAGUACUAGAUGGAUUGUUAGCAUACCUUAGCCUUGAUGCCUUGUUAGUGUCUGGCUUUAAUCAACCAAACCUCUUUGAUUGUCUUUGUAGCUAACAUGAGUAAACACUGCAUCUGAAAUAAUCUAUUCAGUAGGGUAAAAUCUGUCUUAACUUAUGUGGUAACCCAAAAACUUGUGCGCUAACCCAUCAGUGUCAGUGUAAAUGUGCAUUUGUGGUCAGAAGUUUGCAUCCAUUCAUCGUGGGCAUGAACAUACGCUGUACAAUCAUUCAAUCCUGGAAAAAGAGCAGCUCAAAGAAAUAAUUAAAAGCCCCAAAUUACCCUGACAUUCAUGCCCACAAUGAGUAGAUGCAAACCUCUGACCGCCAGAGGUGACAAAAGUGCAGACAUUCUUUACUUCAGUAGAAGUAGAGAUACUUGUGUUAAAAAUACUCUGGUAAAAGUUGAUAUACUGAUUGAAUUUCUUUACUCAAGUAAAAGUGAAAAAGUCCAGGCUCUGAAAUGUAUUCAAGGUAAGAAAGUAA
This is a messenger RNA of Archocentrus centrarchus (flier cichlid), 3680 nucleotides long. RefSeq names its product LHFPL tetraspan subfamily member 4b (gene lhfpl4b). Gene Ontology annotation, biological process: sensory perception of sound. The coding region runs from base 150 to 830 and encodes 226 amino acids. The record is from RefSeq and is a predicted model, not a curated record. NCBI's taxonomy places the organism in Eukaryota, Metazoa, Chordata, Actinopteri, Cichliformes, Cichlidae. Gene Ontology annotation, cellular component: plasma membrane. The transcript has 7 exons.